UUAGUACUAAUCCUAAAUAUGGCUAAACUUUCUGCCAUCAUCUUCUUGCUUGUCCUCAUUAGCUUCAAUUGUGAUGAAGUAUUGGUUCCCAUGGCAGAAGCAAAAGACUGCAACAAGGUCUGGAACUGCAAAGGUGACAAACGUUGCUGGGAUGACUGUAAAAAUAGUUACAAUGGCAAGGGGCUUUGUGAUUUAUAUACCGCGCCCGGCGUCCCUAAGCAAUGCUUUUGUGCCUACAAGUGUUGAUUGUUGAUGAUCAUCAUCAACGUAAUAUCCACUCAGUAAUCUAAAUAAAUGAAUCUUCCCAGUGAAUGAUUCCUACAAAACCAGACUUAU
Pistacia vera is the source of this 336-nucleotide messenger RNA. RefSeq names its product putative defensin-like protein 184. The transcript has 2 exons. The record is from RefSeq and is a predicted model, not a curated record. The coding region runs from base 19 to 246 and encodes 75 amino acids. Lineage: Eukaryota; Viridiplantae; Streptophyta; Magnoliopsida; Sapindales; Anacardiaceae.